Messenger RNA from Harmonia axyridis, 9666 nucleotides. RefSeq names its product talin-2 (gene rhea). Gene Ontology annotation, molecular function: structural constituent of cytoskeleton; actin filament binding; integrin binding. The record is from RefSeq and is a predicted model, not a curated record. Gene Ontology annotation, cellular component: plasma membrane; ruffle; cytoskeleton. NCBI's taxonomy places the organism in Eukaryota, Metazoa, Arthropoda, Insecta, Coleoptera, Coccinellidae. Bases 231 to 8846 code for a protein of 2871 amino acids. The transcript has 27 exons. Gene Ontology annotation, biological process: cell-cell adhesion.
UCGAAGCAUUAAGAUCGUUCGAAAUCUCCUAAAUUAACUGGUUAGUCACAUUCUGAUAUCGCAUCGAAUAACCCUUGGAACGAAACGUGACAACACCGCGGUAUAAUCUAGUAAAAGAUUCUCCGUCAACUGGGCGUGUUGGUUUUCACAAAUAAUCGAACAUUUAUGUGUAUUUUUAUGAUAAUGUGCUAGUUUAAUAAUUAGAAGUGUAAACAGAAACUAGCUCCAACAUGUCCUUAUCCCUGCGUAUCAACCUUAUCGAUGGAAAUGUCACCAAAACCAUCGUUUUCGACUCUUCAACCACAGUCUACGAUGCCUGCAAGAUUAUCAGGGAAAAAUGUACAGAGGCCAACAUGGGACAACCGAAAGACUAUGGCUUGUUCCUCACAGACGAAGACAGCAAAACUGGAGUAUGGUUAGAGCCAGCUCGUCAACUUGAGUAUUACUUACUCAGAAAUGGCGACCUUUUGGAAUACAGAAAGAAACUGAGGACUCUGAGGGUCAAAAUGUUGGAUGAAUCCGUCAAGACGAUGCUUGUGGAUGACUCCCAGAUCGUGGCCAACCUGAUGGUCGUGAUCUGCACCAAACUCGGCAUCACCAACCAUGAUGAGUACUCCCUGGUGCUACAAGAACUACCCGACAACCAGGAAAACCUAGACAACAGAAACUACGGCACCCUGACCUUGAAACGGAAGAAGGAAGAGAAGACAGAGAGGGAUGUCAAGAUGGAACAGCUGAGGAGGAAGCUGCACACGGACGACGAUGUGCCUUGGCUGGACCCUGCGAAGACUCUGAGGGAACAGGGGAUAGAUGAGAACGAGACCGUCAUCUUGAGAAGAAAGUUCUUCUUCUCCGACCAGAACAUCGAUUCACACGAUCCCGUUCAGCUGAAUCUGCUGUAUGUGCAGGCCAGGGACGCCAUCUUGAACGGAACCCACCCUAUUACGGAGUCGAAGGCUUGUGAGUUUGCCGGUGUUCAGUGUCAGAUCCAGUUUGGCGACUACGUGGAGAACAAGCAUAAACCAGGUUUUCUGGAGCCAAAAGAAUUCCUACCCCAAUCAUACGUCAAAGUCAAAGGAAUCGAAAAGAAAAUAUUCGCUGAGCACAAGAAACACCAAGGUUUAGACGAACUGGAGGCCAAAGUAUUAUACACCAAAAACGCGAGAGCCUUGAAAACAUACGGUGUCACUUUCUUCUUGGUUAAGGAAAAGAUGAAGGGCAAGAACAAGUUGGUACCUAGGCUUUUGGGUGUUACCAAGGAUUCUGUUUUGAGACUAGACGAAAAGACCAAAGAAAUCUUACAGACUUGGCCUUUGACAACUGUCAGACGUUGGGGUGCUAGUCCCAACACCUUCACCUUGGAUUUUGGAGACUAUUCAGAUCAGUACUACUCUGUACAGACGACUGAAGGCGAACAGAUCCAACAGAUCAUCUCGGGUUAUAUCGAUAUAAUCUUGAAGAAGAAACAAGCCAAAGAUCAUUGUGGAAUAGAAGGUGAUGAAGGUUCCACCAUGUUCGAGGAAAGCGUAGCACCACACAAAGCUACCAUUGUACAGAACGAAACAACGAAAGUUGGUAAAAUCAAUAUGGAAUCUCUGGCGAAACCAGCAGUUAUACGAACUGGAGCAAAUGGGGAGAAAACUUUUAUUACUGGGGUUAUGAGUAGUCCGCAAAUUCCCACAGUAGGGGGACAAGUGAAUUUAGGACAUGCUCCAUCAACGGCGCAACAAACGAAGGUAACCUCCGUGAUGACCGAACCUCAAAGAGCCUUAGUAUCCACCAUAACACAAACCCAAACGAGGAUAAAAGAAUCCGAAUACGAACUAGAGACAAGAGCCCAGAUACCGGAACUUGGCACGGAUGCAUCAUCUAUGAAAUGGAAGCAAGUAACCCUGGAUACCAGAAAACAGAACGUCGGGUCCUCCAUAGCUGCCAUGAACGCAGCCACGGCUCAGGUUGUAACUCUGACGGGAGGAAAUCAAGACGAGGUUGACCACACCGCUGUUGGCGCUGCCAUAACCACUAUCGGAAGCAACCUGCCGGAAGUUACCAAGGAUGUUAAGAUGAUAGCUGCCCUCAUGGAAGACAGGAACAUGGGGCAGAAGCUUUUGGACGCCACGAGGAAGAUGUGCUUUGCCUUCAGCGACUUGUUGAAGGCUGCUGAACCCGAGUCUAAAGAGACAAGACAAUCCCUCCUCAACGCUGCCACAAGAGUGGGAGAAGCCAGCACACAAGUCCUGGCUACAAUCGGCGAAGACACCAUCGAGAACAAGGAACUCCAAGACAUGCUCCUGUCUCUAGCCAAAGCUGUAGCUAACACCACAGCCGCAUUGGUCCUCAAAGCCAAGAAUAUAGCGUCAACUUGCGAAGACCAACAGACCCAGAAUAGAGUCAUUGGCGCUGCCACCCAAUGCGCCUUGGCCACAUCCCAGCUGGUAGCUUGCGCCAAAGUGGUCGCUCCCACUCUAACUUCUACCGCAUGUCAGGAACAGCUCACCAUGGCGGUGAGGGAGGUCGCUAAGGCUGUGGAGAAUCUAGUUGCGGUUUGUAACGAGACUUCCAGAGAUGAAGAGCUCAACGGUCAGUUGAGACUGGCGGCUUCGGAGGUUUCUAGGACUUUGAAUGACCUGCUGAACCAUAUCAAGGUCGCGUCUAAGGUGAGGGCCAGAGAGAGCGUGCAGGAGUAUAGCGUGGAAGAGAUCUAUACAGCCACUGAUAAGUUGACGGCUGCUUCCGGAGACCCUAACGAGAUGGUGCGACAGGCUAGAAGGCUGGGUCAGGCAACUGCGCAACUCAUACAGAGCAUCAAGGGAGAAGCGGAGAAACUGCCAGAUUCGGACAUACAGAGACGUCUGUUGGCGGCGGCCAAGACUUUGGCCGACGCGACUGCCAAAAUGGUAGAGGCGGCAAGAGAGUGCGCCAAAUACCCACAAGACGUGGGUUACCAGGACGCCUUGAGACGCACAGCCGAAGAACUUAGGGAUGUCACCAUAGUGGCGGCAACCACGCCAGCCCUAAGGGCCAAGAUGGUGGAGACGGUGCAGGUGUGCGCCAGAAAAGCUGUGUCCUCGGCCACGCAGUGCAUAACAGCGGCGCAGUCGAGCAAUCAGUACAACGCCAACUCGGCCACCAGAGAGACUCUCAUAAGCGACACCCAGGAGCUUGCUGAUCACAUACCGCCGUUGGUCGACUCGAUAAAGGCGAACGCGGCAACACCGCAGGAUGCCUUCAACCAGAGCGAGCUGAUGUAUGUCGCUGAAGUUUUCGUACACCCGGCCGUCAGGUUCGUCCAAUCCUCCCGCUCGGUCCUGCCAACAUUAUCGGACCAGGGGAUCACGGAACGCCUCUCCAUAACCAGCCAGCAGUUCAACUCCGACCUCAGCGAACUCCGGGAUGCCCUGACCCGGGCCAAACCCGCCUGCCAAGGUUUAGGCUUUCAGGCCGCCUCCCAGCUCAUCGACAGCCUCAGGGAAGAGCUCGAAGAGUUCGACAAGGCCGUCCAGAUGCACUCGUUGCGCCCCCUACCGGGCGACAGCAGCGAGAAGGGAGCCCAACUGAUGUCGGCCAGCAGCAAGGCCGUGAACCAAGGCGUGGCCCAGUUGAUGAGCGCUGCGGCUCAAGGGAACGAGCCCUACACCGCCCAGGCUGCCAGAGACACUGCGGAGAGCCUCAGGGCGUUGACCAGUUCGGUUAGGACUGUUGCUGCUACCACCAAUAACGUGGAUGUGCAGAAGAGGCUUAUAGGGUCGAACAGGGAAGUUUUGGCUCAUUCGGCCAGGUUGGUCGAGGAGGCUCAGAGAAGUUUGCACACAGUGGGCGUGACAAAUGGCUUGCAGAGCGCUGCUAGAGACAUUGCUGACUCUCUUAACAGAACAGUCGGCUGUCUACCAGGUCAAAAAGACGUAGACAAUGCCAUCACUAACAUUAUAGAAUGGACUUCCAUCAUAAGUCUCAAUAACUUACCUCCCACCUCCAAGAGUUACGGCGAGUUGCAACAAGAACUCAACACCGCGGCGGCUAACCUCAACGAGGCUAGCUCCAGCGUGGUGGUAUCGGUCAGGAGUCCAACGCAGUUGGCCUCCAGUUCCAAAGACUUCUCCGCCGCCUUCCAUGACCUUUUGAACGUCUCUCUGGAGAUGGCCGGUCAGACCACUGACAUCCAGGUUAAGGGUCAGAUGGUUCACUCGCUGAAGAGUGUGUCCACCAGCUCCAGCACUUUGUUGACCACCGCCAAAUCCUUGUCAGCUGAUCCUAACUUGCCCAACGGCAAAAACCAACUGUCUGCUGCUGCAAGGGCUGUUACAGACAGCAUCAACUUCUUGGUCAACGUCUGCACAUCGGCUGCACCAGGUCAGAACGAGUGUGAUAACGCAAUAAGGAAGAUACAGGCGACUAGGCAUCUUUUGGAGAAUCCUGCAGAGCCUGUCUACGAGUUAUCUUACUACGAGUCGUUGGACAGUGUUAUUGAAAAGAGCAAAGUGUUAGGUGACGCUAUGACGGGUAUAACCAGCAGCGCUAAGAUAUCAGAACACGAGAAGUUCUGCGACAACAUCAAGAUAUUCAGUGGCGCCAUCUGCAACCUCAUUGAAGCAUCUGCACAGAGUGCCUACCUGAUAGCCAUAUCGGACCCUACCAGUAUAGCAGGUCGACCAGGUCUCGUGGAUCAGGCGCAGUUCGCCAGAGCUUCCCAAGCCAUCCACCAGGGCUGCGCUGCUCUUGCUUCACCUUCCAGCCCUCAAAAGCAGGUUUUGGACGCGGCGACUCUCAUCGCCAAGCACACAAGCGCCCUCUGCAACUCGUGCAGGGUUGCCAGCGCUAAAACUUCCAACCCAGUGGCUAAACGUCAAUUCGUGCAGAGCGCCAAGGCUGUCGCCAACUCUACGUCUGCUUUAGUGAAACAGAUCAAAGCUUUGGACUUGACCUAUUCGGAAGAGAACAGAAGAAACUGCGCCGAGGCUACUGGUCCUCUCUUAGACGCCGUGAACAACCUGUGUAUCUACGCCAGUUCCAGCGAGUUCGCCAGCAUCCCUGCAAAGAUAUCCCACCAAGCGCGUUUGUCUCAACAACCGAUCUUAGACCCCGCCAACAGGCUUAUCGACAGUUCCAGCUCCGUGAUCAACACUGCCAAGAACCUCAUCGUGAUGCCCAAAGAUCCUUCCACCUGGCAACAGUUUGCCAGCACGUCCAAACAGGUUUCGGAUUCGAUGAAGCUCUUGGUUACCAACAUACGUAACAACGCACCAGGAAGGAACGAAUGCGAAACAGCUGCAAACACACUGAACAACCACCUAAGAAGCAUCGAUGCCGCUUGCAUGGACGCAGUCUCCCAAUCCCUGGCCCCUAGGAGAGGUGCCACGUUGCCGGUGUACAGCCAGCAGGUAGAGAGGGCGGCAGCAGGCCUUUACGACACAAUUGAACCCCUGAGAUACGCCUCUAAGUCCGAGGCCGAGAACAUAGGACACGCCGUGAACCAGAUGGUGCAAUACUUCGAGCCACUGGUCCAAGGCACCAUAGGAGCUGCUUCAAACCUGAACAAUUCCAAGCAGCAGGAACAGAUUCUGGACCAAGUUAAAUCGGUUACAGAGUCCGCGCUUCAGUUGAUCUACUCGACCAAGGACAGUGGAGGUAACCCCAAGGCCAUUAACAUCCACCCAGACAUCGACGAGUUCGCCAACUGCACUAAAGAAGCCCUACAAGAGCUAAUGAGCAGCAUAGAAGCAAUAUCCACUCAAAGCGGUAUAGUGUCCGGUGUUGUAGAGAACUUGACACGUGCCAUGACCCGUCUAUCCGACCACAGAGCCUCUUUGAUCAUUUCUGACGAUGACAAUUACGUCGACUACCAAACUCGCAUGGUAGAAUGCGCCAAGGACAUAGCCAAGAUAGCCGGAGAAAUGGCUUCUAAAGCAUCCACCGACACCCAGAACUUGGCGCCACUCUCUGCCGACUUGGCUCAUAAAUACACCCAACUCGCCAACGACAGUAUUGGAGCUGCGGCAGCAGCUACCAAUGGCGAGGUCGGGUUACGCCUCAAGGAGGUCGUGCAACAACUGGGCGGGGCCUGCGUGGACCUCGUACAGGCCGGAGGCCACUGUCUCAUCCAGAAGGACGACAUCGUUCUCAGGGAGCUAGGGGACUACUCUAGAAACGUGACUGAGAAGGUCGCCAGGGUACUGGCCACCCUACAGUCCGGUUCUAGAGGUACGCAGGCUUGCAUCAACGCAGCCUCCACGGUGUCCGGCAUCAUAGGUGACUUGGAGACCACGAUAAUGUUUGCCACUGCUGGUAAUUUGAAUCCCGAGAACGAACAUGAGAGUUUCGCUGACCACAGGGAGAAUAUCCUGAAGACUGCUAAGGCUUUGGUCGAGGAUACCAAGACUUUGGUAGCUGGUGCUGCUUCUACUCAGGAGCAGUUGGCUGUUGCUGCUCAGAAUUCGGUGUCCACCAUUGUCCAAUUGGCCGAAGUAGUCAAGUUCGGAGCCUCAAGUCUGGGCUCGGACAAUCCCGACUCCCAAGUGAUGUUGAUAAACGCCGUCAAAGAUGUCGCUAGUGCACUAGGAGACCUUAUCCAUGCCACCAAAGCUGCCAGCGGCAAACCAAUAAACGAUCCUGCCAUGGCCCACUUGAAGGAGAGUGCUAAGGUGAUGGUUACUAACGUUACUUCGUUAUUGAAGACAGUGAAGGCAGUUGAGGAUGAACACACUCGUGGUACAAGAGCCCUAGAAUCCACUGUUGAAGUCAUCGGUCAAGAAAUGAGAGCUUUAUACUCUACUGACGGUUUUAAGAAGGAGGUGACCGCUGAAGAUAUUAUUAGAAGUACAAAGGCUAUAACCAGAGCUACAGCUAAAGCUGUUUCGGCUGGAAUCAGCAAUAGGCAAGACGACAUUAUUGCUGUGGCUAAUUUGGCUAGGAAAUCUAUCUCAGACAUGCUUAUUAUUUGCAAGAGUGCCGCUCAUUUCAUAGCUGAGUCGCCUGAGCUAAAGGACAGAACACUAAAUGCAGGAAACGAUUGCGCACAACAGUUCAGAGAACUUCUUCUGGCCAUUCUUCAUGGGAACAGCGCUGAUGCCAAACACAUCCUUCCACAGAUAUCGAGAAAGAUAGCUCAGAGCGUUACAGAACUUGUUAGCGUUGCAGAACUCCUUAAAGGUUCCGAUUGGGUAGAUCCUGAUGAUCCAACUGUGAUAGCAGAGAAUGAGCUGCUGGGAGCUGCAGCAUCCAUUGAUGCAGCUGCUAAGAAGCUCGCCAAUUUGAGACCUAGGAGAGCUAUAACGACUCAGGACUUGGACGAAUCCAUGAACUUCGAUGAGAUGAUAUUGGAAGCGGCAAAAUCUAUUGCUGCAGCUACUUCUGCACUGGUGAAAGCAGCAAGUGCCGCGCAAAGGGAACUCAUCGACAGUGGUAAAGUGUCUAGGACUCCGGUUUCAUCAUCGGAUGAUGGACAAUGGUCUGAAGGCUUAAUUUCUGCAGCAAGAUUGGUUGCUGCUGCAACGCACAGCUUGGUAGAAAGUGCCAAUGCUCUUGUGAAAGGACUUGGCAGUGAGGACAAACUCAUAUCUUCAGCCAAACAGGUGGCAAGUUCCACUGCACAACUUCUCGUAGCUUGCAAGGUCAAAGCCGAAGGUGAUACUGAGGCAACACGUAGACUCCAACAGGCCGGUACUGCAGUUAUCCGUUCUACCGACAACCUGGUACGCGCCGCACAGAGGGCUAAGAGUGUGGAGGAGGAGAGAAGCCUUGUCCUCAACAAGAGGAUGGUAGGAGGUAUAGCGCAAGAGAUAGACGCCAGAAGCGAAGUGUUCAGGAUCGAGAAAGAACUCGAGGAAGCGAGGAACAAACUCACGGCCAUCCGACAGGCCAAGUACAAGUUGAAGGCCUUCGAUACUUCCGGAGAAGACACCGAUGGUUAUAUCAGUUCGACGCAAGAGGGAGAGACGUCGCGAUUGUACCAGUCCGACUCUCUCAACAACUCCUACAAGUUCAAUCAAACGCCAUACGCUAACACCUACAGUCAUUUAGAGAGUCCGGAAAAGGUGAAUUCUCUGGAUCGACACAAAAGAAAUAACACUCUGCUUCAGUCACAUAUUAGCGAAUUAGACAAUGCAGUAUAUGGAAGUAACAACGUUUAUGGUCAAAACGCUUACGAUGAUCAAAAGUACAGUUCGUAUAAAUCACAGUCAAAUUACGAACCCCUGUAUAGUUCCAAUACAUAUUCGUCGUAUAACCACCCUACCUCUCCUAGCUAUAGUACAGGUUAUGUACCGACUACGAAACCGUUCGAAAGCGCCAUCUAUAGCUCGGUUAACAAACCCGCAGCGCCACCUGUUAGUCCGGCGCAUAACCUAAAUUCGCCGAAAAUGUUUGGUAGUCAACCUGCGAGAACUUUCGAUUAUACCAGUAGUCCUUCACCAAGCUAUGACCAAAAAUAUCGCUCUUUUGAUCUAAAACCACAGUCUUCAACUGAUGGUUAUUCCAGUUCGGAAUACAGUACAAACACAUACAAAACACCAGCAGGUUUCAAAACAGAAAGUUUCAAGUAUGAAACAUACAAAUCGGGUGAUCCAAUCUAUCAGACAAUCGAAGAAAAGUACUACACUAGCACACCAAGCAAAGGCCUGUCCAAUGCCACAUUCGAGAGUGUUAAAAAUGGCGUUGAUUCACAGUAUCAAUCGUCUUUUUCUACCAACGUUGAGUAUAUAAACGAACCUCCAGUUUUGAAAGAUAGUGAUACUUUAGAGCAGAAAAUGUUAAAGAAAUCGGUUACUCAACAAGUUGUCGAAAAGAAAACUGUUUCUACUAUGAGAACUACAAAACAGGAGAGUUCAACGAAAACUUUUGGUUUCAAGUGAGACGCACUGUAUUAGUUCAUGAAUUAAUCAGAUCGAAACAAAGUUUAACAAGUUCACUUUGAAAGCUGUUUAAAAAAAUACAAGAAAACCAUAAUUGCUAUUAGAACUACUAAAAAUUCACAAGAUUACAAGCGAAAUAAACUGUCAUAAAACUUUUAGAAUAAAAGGAAAGAGAUAUAAAACUUUUUCGUAUUUUUUCAUUACCAAGUGAGCUUAAAUGAAACGCUUUGAGACUGCAUCUAUAUCAAUCUUACUUGCCAUACAUAAUUUUAUCUUGAAACUUUUUUAUGCUUCCAUAAAGUGACCUUAAUUUUGUAUAUGGUGCUAGAUUUAGAGAAGCUGAAGUUGAAAACUGUAAAUAUUUGUAUAGAACACCUGUGUUUUUCGUUAAAAUUGUACUUUUUAUGUACAGAAACUUUCGAAAGCUUUGCUACUACAGCUUUAUUUUCUCAUUUCAUUCAGGGUGUACUCCCAAGUGUAUGAAAUUAUAUAAGUUUUGUGCCAAUUCAUGUUAUGAGAGCUUCUCGAAUAUUUUAUCUCUAUUGUAUAAACUCAUUUAUAUAUAGUACUUAUAAAAUAGCAUUUUAAUAUAAAAAUAAUCUUAUAUUGUUAUCAUUGAACUUCACGAGUGCCUAAAAUCUUACAUCAAAUCAAAACUUUAUUAUUAGAGCGUUUUUUAAUCUUUUACAUUGAUGCGUGGUGCUAACUGCCAUAGAUUGUUUUAAUAUAGAUAUUUGGAAUGUUUUACUCAUAUCUAUGAAUUUUGUUCUAUAAUUAUGUAAUUUUUAAUAUGUAUAAUAAAAUAUACUAAUUAUAAUAA